This is a messenger RNA of Polyodon spathula (Mississippi paddlefish), 5209 nucleotides long. RefSeq names its product transport and golgi organization 6 homolog (Drosophila) (gene tango6). The coding region runs from base 51 to 3350 and encodes 1099 amino acids. The transcript is spliced from 18 exons. Gene Ontology annotation, biological process: protein secretion. Lineage: Eukaryota; Metazoa; Chordata; Actinopteri; Acipenseriformes; Polyodontidae. The record is from RefSeq and is a predicted model, not a curated record.
CGGAAGGCUCAUGAAACACAAGAAGUUCACGAUUUUGCGUUCUUAAAAACAUGACAUCAGUGACGGCUGUUAUUACUGAGGCUCUCAACAUCCUUAUCAAACCUGUAUUAGAAUCUUCUUCGAGCUCUGCUCCAUCAACAGCACACGAUGCUCUGCUGCAAACACUGCAACGCAACCUGUCUGUCAUGCAGGAAAAGUUCCAGACGGACCCUGUGUACAGAGAAGUGAGCAGCCUGAGACAGCAGGUUAAGGCUGGGGCAGAGUGGUCUGAGGAAACCAAAGACAUUGCUUGGAAUUUCGUAACAGAAAGCCUUGUGCUCCUGACCUGUCUGAAAAAGUGCAUGGCAGAUCUCUUGGGUUUGUUCAGCCCAGCUGAACCCAACCUGAAGACUCCAGAGGCAGCUCCUGCCCUCCCCCCUGAUGUUCUAAGCAUUGCCCAGCAGAAGGUGGUUCAGUCCGCCCUGCAGUUUGUGGUCACCCUUGGGAUCUGCCCCUAUCUCCUGCCUGGGGUAGGAAUCCCUCUGAAGCGCAGAUCAGAAUUCGGGGCCAUGCUUGAGAACGCAGCCAUGCUGGGUGGUGCGCCCCCUUGUGGAAUACGCAGGUUGUUCAUCAGCUGCAUGGUGCUUUUAGGAGUCGCGGAGCACGCCUCCUUGGGCAGCAUGGUUCUGACUCGCCAUCUGGGGGACAUCCUGGCAGGGCUGUGCCAGCUGGGGCACUGCCCAAAUCGAUCAAAGACAGGACAGCCCACCAACUCUGAUAAUACAAAGAUUCUCAGUGUGGAGGAACGUGCCGGCUGUAAGAAGGCAUUACAGAGCUUGCUGGAUAAAGUCUACCAGCCAAUCAUAAUCCGAGAACUGCUUAUACUGCAGGGAGGACCAAAACAGGUGAAGGCGUCUGCAGGGAGCGGCUCCCGACAGCCUCUAGCCCAGGCCCCCCCCUGGCUGAGGCGCCUCUGUGGACAGCUGCUCUCAGAGAGGCUGAUGCAGCCAAAUGGAGUUCAGGCUGUAGUCAGGGGGGUUUUGGAAGGAGCUGGAGCUGGGGCAGCAGGAGGUCAAGAUGCUGAAGCUGCUGCUGCUGAUUGGAGGAAAUGUGACUCUAUUGCACGGAUACUGGCCUCGUGUCCCCAGCAGUCCAUUUCACUGGUUGAUUAUUACAGGAGGGUGUGUCCUCAGGUGCUGGAUUUGCUGCAUAUCAGGGACAGGCUGACGGCUCGGCAGUUUCAGCGUGUUGCCACCACCACUGUACUCACCCUGGUGCAGGAGCAGCCAGAGCUCGCUGAGAAGUACCUGCUCACCCCAUUACUGAGUCCUCUCACCUGCUGCCUGGGCACAAGAGAUCAUAAACUGAGUCCGGGGUCCAUUAUUGUUGAAGAAAGUGAUCUUAGUCGAUGUAUAGAGGACAUUUAUAAGGUCUGUGUUGUCGGGAAUAACCCCAGUCCGGCAUUGUUAAACUCCCUUGGAAAUGUAAUUCAAGUCAUCUUUUGCCUCUUCUGUUUUACCAAACAAAAUGUCUCACAUUUACGAUCUGCCUGUCAGGAAAUACUGCUUUGGUUCCUGCAGAAGGCCGACCCUCCGCAGGCAGUUACUGCUCUGAAACACAUCUCUGGUCUGAGUGUGCAGACUACCGGGAUCUCUCCUGAUCAUCACUUCUCACCUGGCAGUGAGGGGGGAGCAGUGUUCACUGUGAGAGAACCCACAUGCGAUGCAGACGAUGCCUUGUAUGAGAAGAUUUCCUCAGAGCAGUGGGCUGUUGAGUGCUUCGUGCACUUGCUUGCCAACCUGCAGGAGACUCGUCUAGCUGGAGAUUUCUUCAUUCACUUACUCAAGGGUCUGACAGGUAUGGCAGUGGAAGGGGAGCAGGAGGAUGAAGAACCUCAGCACCUGACUAGCAUUAGUCUCCUGGAGCUGGAGCAGCUUCGAAUCCAGCAGGCUACAAGGCAGGAAGAAAGGCUGUUGACAUUACAGCUGCUAGCAGCAAUGUGUGAGAAGCUCUCGCACACUCUGCUUUAUAACCCGGUCCAGGUGAUUGAGUUCAUCUGUGCCAUGCUGAAGCGAGCCUGUGUCAGUCUGGAUCAGGGUGUGGAAGGAACAGUGGAGGCACAGACACUCAGCAUGGGAAUGGGACUCGUGGCUACCAUGUUAGCUGGGGCAGCCAAGCUGCAGUCAGAAGAUUAUGCUGCAAUGAAGGAGCUCUUGCCUCUUUUAGACCAAAUAUCCCAACGACACCCUGAACAAGUUAUCCAAGAACUGGCCUCGGAUUUACAGAUCUCUAUUGCCACUCAUGGAGCGUUCACCGCUGAAACUGUGACCAAGGCGGCUUGCAACACAGCUGGGAAAGAGGAACUGAUACCAGGAAGACCUUCUGAAAACACUGCAUCCAAAACCAAUGAGAAAACAAAGAGAAGAGUCAGUGACGAGACACCAAAGCCAAAGAGUAAUCCAGGCACUGGUGUGACGAGUCAGAUGGACACUGCACACUGUAAAAACACAGGCCCAGUUUUAGAUCCCAUGGCUCAAAGCAGCAGCAAAGGAGGUGCACAUGCUGAUCCUGCAGAGGCCAGGAAACUUCUGUCUGAAUGUCUUCUUGAAGCGGUAGACCCUGAAGUUCCUACAAGAGCAGCUGCCUUAAGAACAUUAACUCGUAUGGUUCAGAAUAGAAAUGUUGAGGCGCUUCACAACCAGGAGAAACUAUUAACACUAUUUCUGGAGAAUCUAGAGCACAGCGACUCGUUUGUGUAUCUGUCUGCCAUUCAAGGUCUCGCUGUGCUCGCGGAUGUGUUUCCUGAGCAGAUCUUGCUGCGGCUGCUGAAGGAGUUUGAGGAAAGUCCUAAAGAGACGAAGAAACCCCGUUCCCUUGAGACCAGGCUUAAAACAGGAGAGGCGCUGAUGAGAACAACCAGGGCACUGGGGGACCUGGCCCCUCGAUUUGGGACACCCCUCAUCCACGCUUUCCUGAGAGGAACCAGAGACAGCGACAGCACUAUGAGAGCCAGCAGCCUGUCUAACCUUGGGGAGCUGUGCCAGAGACUGCACUUCGCACUGGGGGCGGUGGUACACGAGCUGAGUUCUUGUCUGAUAGCCCUUAUAAAAACUGACAGUGAAGCAGAGGUGCGCAGAGCAGCAGUACACGUCAUUGCUCUUCUACUGCGUGGACUGAGUGACAACGCCACACAGGUGCUCAGUGGCGUGCUGCGAGAUCUGUACCGUGUCCUCAAGCAUGUGGUGCAGCACGACCGCGAUGAUGUCACUGUGCUCCAGGCCCAGCUGGCGCUGGAGGAGCUUGAUGAUGUCAUGAGGCGCUACAUCUUCCCAGCUCAGAAACUUGAGAAGAAGAUCGUGGUGCUUCCUUAGAACCUGCUGUUUCUACACAACGCUGUAUUGUAUAAUGCUCUUAAUAUGCUCCUGCUCAUUUUAAAUUUCUAUAAAAUGCCUGUUAAAUGCGAGUUUGCUGUUGUUAUUACUGCCAUGGGAUUGUCGAAGUUGGUUGUGCCUUAAAAGGGUUGCAUUUAGUAUUGUAAAAGGGGUUGUAUUUAGUUUUCUCUUGGCUGCCGUACAGCAAGUGUGCUGUGCUUAACCUUACAUACAGUACAAUGUUGUGUUAAAGUCAGAGGCUGUGUUUAAAUAACCACAAUACAUGAAUGUAUGCUGGUGUAGACACAGAGACUACUAUUGUCGGAGUUGUUGCAAAGUGAAUGGUUGACAGAUUGUUUUGUUACAAAAGUAAAAAUGCUCACGAUUACAGCAAGCAAAUAUAGUAGAAAUAAAAAAAAGCCAAAACCUUUUAAGUUACUUUAUAAAAAUAAAAAAAGAUUACCAGCAAGUAGAAGUCCAAAAACAGUGAAAAAAUAUAUAGACCAUGUUUCAUUUUAAUUUUGAAGCUAUUUUCUCAGGAUGCAAUUUCAGUUACAUUACAAAGUGAGGUCUGAUUUAAAAGCACUUCGAUCAUACUGAUAAAAUGAUCAUGUCAUGAAUGGGGUUUGUGUAAUGUGUAGCAUGCAGCAGGUGAAACAGGAACUCUGGCUCAGUGCUUAUGGAAAAAAAAAGUUAUUUACCAUAGACACAGUUGAAUGAGAGAUUUCUAGUCAUUCUCUGACUUUUUUCUAUAUAUCAAUUUUGAAAUGUUUUUUUUUUUUCACAUACUUGUAUCAGUGGGUGAUAUCUGCUGGAUAACGACCAAGAUAUUUUCUUCCUUAGGAUCUUGGAAAAAAAUACCAUUCAAAAAUGGAAUGUAUCUUUAUUACAAUGUAUGUGUCUUUGAAAAAGGAAAAUGUGUGACCUAUGAAAUGAUGUGUUCUUGUUUAGCAAAAGAAGUUACCUAUGUAUAAACCAUUUUCACACUUUCCCUGAUCAUUGUAAAGUUGAAGGUGUUAUUUUAAGCUUGUCGUUGAGACUUAUUUAUUCCCUAACAGAUGAAUCAGGAAAAAUCUAAAUUCUCAGUUAGGGGGAAAGUCUUCCUAAAUAUGUAAGACCGAUUUAACCAACAGCAUUACAAUAAAUACAAUAAUGGUAAACAUUUUAUCCUGGAUAACCGUGCAGUUGGUUUGCUGUGUUUAAUUCAACUCUAUUGUGAGUGCAGCUAUAGAGAAGGUAGUGCAAUUGAAAGGUGAGGUCAGAACUCUGAGUUACGGAUUUGUCAAAAGUCUUCCUGUGUACAGAUGUUACCAGUGUAUAGAACACUGCAGUAGAAUUAGUCAUAUUGUGUGUGUUUAAUAGCGAUUUGUGAUUGGUAACAAAUGAAUAUGCCCGGUGUAUCUGGUACAGCUACAAGGCUUUGUAUUGUUCUCACCUAAACUGCACAAGAUAGUGAUUUAAAGCAGUGUAUUUUUACACAUGUUCAUGCUGGCUCUUAUAAGGAUCCAACACCUUUUGACAGUCCUUGACAUGCCUACAAUAUAGACGUUAGCCCCAUCUUUUAAAACUUGGUUUUCCUAUGGCCAAGUGCACAUGCUAUUGCAACUACAGCAGUAGAAGGCUAUAAAUUAGACAUUCAGACUGCUGUAGCUCAGUGGUUACUGUUACAUUGACUAAAAGCACAUAUACAGUACAUCUGAUACAAAUUUCCUGUAUAUUGCAUAAUAUAUACUGUAUUAGAUAACAGUUUAACAAAAUAAAGCACUAAUCAAUAUUUUAAACACAAUUUACUUCCUAUUGACUAUUUUCCUUUAUGACUUUAUUUUUUGUUUCUUUACAUCAUCGUAAAUGACCGUAGC